This is a messenger RNA of Talaromyces amestolkiae, 1203 nucleotides long. RefSeq lists its product as uncharacterized. The transcript is spliced from 2 exons. The coding region runs from base 1 to 1203 and encodes 400 amino acids. The record is from RefSeq and is a predicted model, not a curated record. NCBI's taxonomy places the organism in Eukaryota, Fungi, Ascomycota, Eurotiomycetes, Eurotiales, Trichocomaceae. Gene Ontology annotation, biological process: mRNA pseudouridine synthesis; tRNA modification. Gene Ontology annotation, molecular function: pseudouridine synthase activity; RNA binding. Gene Ontology annotation, cellular component: mitochondrion.
AUGUCAGCAGGAAAAGUUUACGAGGGUAUUUUGCCCGUUCACAAACCAGAAGGCGUCACAUCAGCCGACGUCCUCCGCAAACUGCAAAAACACUUCAACCCCUCCACCACAUUCCGGCCCUGGAUUGAAGGCGAAAUCAACCGCCGCCAGAACGACGUCAACUUCCGCAAUCGACGCAAGAAGAGACCCGAAGUGAAAAUCGGCCAUGGCGGGACGCUCGACCCAAUGGCGACAGGCGUACUGAUUACGGGUAUUGGAAGGGGUACGAAACAUCUUAUCAAAUUCCUGGAGUGUCCCAAGACCUACGAGACGGUGGUGUUGUUUGGUGCGGAGACGGAUACAUAUGAUCGCACCGGCAAACUCGUUCGGAAAGCGCCCUAUGAGCAUAUUACGCGGGCAGUGGUUGAGGAAGCUAUGAAGAAAUUUCGCGGAAAGAUUAUGCAGCGUCCACCCAUUUUCUCGGCGAAGAGUAUACAAGGUGUAAGGUUAUACGAGUACGCGAGAAAAGGAAUGGAGCCACCGGUCGAAAUCAAGUCGCGAGAAGUCACAGUGUAUGAUUUGCAGAUUUUAGAAUGGUAUGAGCCUGGGACACAUGACUAUAGGUGGCCAGAGGUGGAAAUGUCGGGUGAAGAGAAGGAGGUUGCAGAGAAGAUGUUGGAUAAAGAGGCUGCGAUUCCGGUUGCGUCGGAGGCAGAAGAAGCCGAGCAAGCAGCAGCGAACUCGCUUUUGGAGGAUAAGAAGAAAAAGAGAAAGGCCUCUCCCAGUCUUGAUGAGAAAAGCGCAAACCAAACCACAGAAACAGCGACGGAUUUAAAACGUUUGAAGUCUGAUACCGAGACAUCGCAACCUGCCCAAACUUCCACCGACGGUGCAAAGAAUGAAAACAAAGAUACAGAGAACACCACAGAAGAGACAAAAGAACCAAAAGAAGAAAAUCGGCCCAACCCACCAGCCGCCAAAAUCACCAUGACAGUCUCCUCCGGCUUCUACGUCCGCUCCCUCGCACACGAUCUCGGCAAAGCAGUCGGAAGUUGCGGACUAAUGAGUUCACUGGUCCGCUCCAAACAGGGUGAUUACACGCUGGAUCCCGAGAAGAUUCUGGAAUAUCAAGACCUGGUGGCUGGAGAAGAGGUUUGGGCUCCCAAGGUCAUUCGGCUUUUGGAGGAGUGGGAGGAGAAAAAUCCGCUUGCGGAAAGUUCAUAG